Siniperca chuatsi (mandarin fish) is the source of this 834-nucleotide messenger RNA. RefSeq names its product histone H1-like. Gene Ontology annotation, cellular component: nucleosome. NCBI's taxonomy places the organism in Eukaryota, Metazoa, Chordata, Actinopteri, Centrarchiformes, Sinipercidae. Gene Ontology annotation, biological process: nucleosome assembly. The coding region runs from base 1 to 699 and encodes 232 amino acids. The transcript has a single exon. Gene Ontology annotation, molecular function: structural constituent of chromatin; DNA binding. The record is from RefSeq and is a predicted model, not a curated record.
AUGUGCUUUAUAAGUCCCGCCUCCUGCUCUGAGCUCGGACACGUUCAGACGAACACAGCAGAGCGCAGACACGCAGAGAUGGCAGAAGAAGUUCCAGCAGCGGCCCCGGUGAAAGCCCCGGCGAAAGCCCCGAAGAAGAAGGCGGCUCCCCGCCCCAAGAAGGAUGGCCCCACCCUCCCGAAGCUGAUCCUCAGCGCCGUGGCUGAGUCCAAGGAGCGCAAGGGGAUGUCGCUGGCGGCCAUCAAGAAGGUCCUGGCCGCCAAAGGCGUCGAUGUGACCAAGUCCAACAAGCGCAUCAACACCGCCGUGACCAAACUGGUGACCGGAGGAACCCUGAGCCAGACCAAAGGGAUCGGGGCGUCCGGCUCCUUCAAGCUCGCCAAGAAGGAGCCCAAAGCCGCCAAACCUGCCAAGAAGGUGGCGGAGAAGAAGAAGGCUCCCGUCAAAGCCAAGAAGCCCGCAGCCAAGAAAACCGCGGCCAAGAAGCCGGCAGCCAAGAAGCCAGCAGCCAAGAAAGCAGCAGCAGCGGCAGCCAAGAAGUCCCCGAAGAAGGCAGCGGUGAAGAAAGCCGUCAAGAAGCCGGCAGCGAAGAAGACUCCCAAGAAGACCCCCGUCAAAAAGGCCAAGCCCGCUGCCAAGAAGCCCGCUGCCAAGAAAGCUCCCGUAAAGAAAGCCGCAGCCAAGAAGUCCAAGAAGUGAAGCGGCUCCGGCUCAUCCAGCACUCAGUGCACCAAAGGUUCUUUUAAGAGCCACCACAGCUUCCACUAAAGAGCUGCUCCUGCAUCAUGUCCGUCUUCAGCUGCCAUGUUCCACCAUGAUUAUGGUGGACACAAA